Pseudomassariella vexata is the source of this 1927-nucleotide messenger RNA. RefSeq lists its product as uncharacterized. Gene Ontology annotation, molecular function: ATP-dependent H2AZ histone chaperone activity. The annotation marks the transcript as partial. Gene Ontology annotation, biological process: chromatin remodeling. The record is from RefSeq and is a predicted model, not a curated record. The transcript has a single exon. NCBI's taxonomy places the organism in Eukaryota, Fungi, Ascomycota, Sordariomycetes, Amphisphaeriales, Pseudomassariaceae. Gene Ontology annotation, cellular component: Swr1 complex.
GAACCUCCCAAACCCGAACCUCCCCAAGCCGAACCUCCCAAGCCAGAACCUUCGAAAGCAGACGCACGAACCAAUGCCUGGGAAAAGGCAAGAGAGGAAAUGAGGAGGAAAGAGGAAGAGCGCAAAGCCAAGGAGGCGGAACAGAAGCGCCGGGAGGAAAUAGCCAGGCGGUUGAAGGAGCUACGUGAAAAGGAGGCUUCAGAACGUGCCAAACGAGAACGAAUCGCCAAGGAAAAGGCAGAAAAGGAGGCAGCGGAACAAGCCAAACGAGAACAAGCUGCUAAAGAAAAGGCAGAAAAGGAAGCCCGGGAGAAAGAACAGCUUGAGAAGGAGCAAAGAGAGAAGGAGCAGCAAGAGAAGGAGGCACGUGAGAGAGUGCAGAGAGCAGAACGACUGCGCGAAGCACGCGAACGAGAUCUCCGCGAAAGGCUCGAGCGAGAAAGGGCACUCCGCGAGAAAUUAGAAAGAGAGAUGAAGGAGAGAGAAGCUAUUCGUCUCAAGGAGGAAGCCGACAAACGUGCCAGAGAAGAGGCCGAUAAACGUGCCAAGGAAGAAGCUGAGAAGCGAGCCAGAGAAGCAGCUGCAGCAGCCAGCGGCGUCAAGGAGGAGACCACUAGGAAGAGUACAUAUGCGUUCUCGCAAGUGGGCGAGAGGACCAACCCGUGGCCUAACGGAAAACCGUCAUCUCGACCGGCCUCGCCAGCUACACCAGCCAGACCGAGCCCAACCCCGACGUCUGCUAAACGACCAACGGCCCCGACGGCGAGGACAUACAAUGAGACUGAGGAAGAGACCUACUCAUUCCGCCCGUACGACACCCCAAAACGCCACAGUAGAAGAAGAUCUGGUGAAACAGUCUUCACACAAUCAUCUUAUGCUCCAUCUCAGUCAACCGCCCGGACGUCACCACCGCCCUCGAUGCGUGGGGCCUACUCGACCAAAGAUCCAAACAAGAUUGUCAUCAAGGCUGUAUACAGCUUUAUGAACCAGUUCGCCAAAACUCCAGCGUCCCAGCUCAUCUCAGGUGUGGGCACUGUGACAGAUGGCCUAAUCCUGCGUAUUACAACCGAAGGUCUCUUCAUUGAUGACGACGUCCGCGGCGUCCCCCAACGCGAAUGGGACGUUAAGGCAUGGACUCUCAAGCUCAUGGAGGUGUGGUGUUCCUCGCAUUCCUUUGCCGAACCGUCGGCAACCAAUGCCCCCAAAGUGCAAACCAAAGCGGCACGACGUGCAGAUCGCGGCCAACCUAAGACGCUGACCGGCGAUGACGCCGACGCGUUUUUGAUCGACAUGUUGCGGGCCUGCAAGAAUGAGUGUCGUCUUUGUCCACACGGAGACGGCGCAUCUUCGUAUGCUGAUGGACAGUCGGGAGAGGUGAAGCCGAGCGGCUUGCAUGUCCUGCGUGCUACUAUCAGAGACCAGGAGGGCAAGCGCUACCUGUUUAUCCUCGGCGAGGAAGAGGGAUGGAAGGUGGCUGCUGGUUUGCAGCGGUUGAGGGGGGUACUCAAGUGCGCCAGCUGGGUGUUCAGGCCAUGUCGACGACCGAGUCGCGGGACACCCUCAACAUGCUUGGAUGGAUCUGAGUGCCAAGUUGACGGGGAGAGUGUUGGUGUUUCCCAUAAUUGUUGGCAUUUAAACAACUGGGAAGUGGCGAUUUUAAAAACCAAAUGGUCGAGGCAUGCAUUCGCAUCUCUGGAAUCUGGGCUGGAUCAUGCAGGGCGUUCAUUGUAAAACACCAGCAUUCCAGCAGCACACAUCCAUACAUGCUUCUCUAUGGGGCGAUCAUUCGUUUUUUACAGCAUUGCGAAGCAUAGCAUUUGGCGUACUCAAGGUUCGGACUACACAUUUGGUGGCGUUGUGUAUUACCCAUGUAGAGUUGGAGAAUGGCCACCCAUGGGCAACUUCAGGGUAUGAGUAAAUAUUCAUG